This is a messenger RNA of Puntigrus tetrazona (Sumatra barb), 1467 nucleotides long. RefSeq names its product leucine-rich alpha-2-glycoprotein-like. Lineage: Eukaryota; Metazoa; Chordata; Actinopteri; Cypriniformes; Cyprinidae. Gene Ontology annotation, cellular component: plasma membrane. The record is from RefSeq and is a predicted model, not a curated record. The transcript has 2 exons. The coding region runs from base 65 to 1060 and encodes 331 amino acids. Gene Ontology annotation, molecular function: protein binding.
AAGACUGAGACAUCGAGGUUUCUAUUAAGAUCCUUCAUGUGUUCUUACUUCUGUUGUCAUAAAUAUGUACCACAGUUAUUUUCUAACACUUGCAGUGCUACACGGUUGCUUUGAUUCUACGCAGAGUGUUUCGCACCCAGGAAAAUGCAGACAUGACUUCGGAUCUGAUGAGGUCCAAGUCAAUUGUAUGUCUGUUAACUUCAAAGAGUUACCCAGCAAGGCCUUCCCAGGUAACACUACAGACCUCAGUGUCCGCUUCAGCAAUUUAAGCUCAAUAACAUCCGAUGACCUGAAGAUCUUGUCCCAUCUGAGGCAGCUCAGUCUGAUCAGAAACCAGCUGCCUGUACUACCUGCGGACCUGCUUUUGGGCCUGUCUAACCUUCAAGUGCUUGACCUUACAGGUAACAAACUGACAGCUUUAUCGUCGCGAGUGUUUCAUCAUUCCCCUCUUGUGGAGCUCGCGCUCUCAGAUAACCUGCUUUCUGAGAUAGAUGCCGACUGUCUGCCUGUAAACAGCUCUCUCCGGAGGUUAGAUUUAUCGUCUAACAGAUUCACCCAGCUGCCCGUGGCCUUCCUGCAAAGACUAAAUGAUCUUGAGAGCUUAGAUUUAAGAAACAACCAGCUGGAGGAACUGGCUCCCGGAGCCCUGAUCUCUCUGCCCAAACUUGAGGCUCUGUACCUGGAAAACAACAGACUGAAGUCUUUAGAUGCAUCAGCUUUCAUUGGUAACCCAGCCCUUCGCCAGAUGUUCUUGAGUGGCAACCGUUUGGAGAACCUGCCUGCUGGAAUCUUCCUCAAGCAGGAAGAGCUCGUUUUCCUUGACCUCAGGAACAACUAUCUGCAAAACCUGACCCCAGGUGUCCUGGAUGGACGCCUGUAUGCUGCGCUGUCUGGUAAUCCAUGGCACUGCAACUCUAGUUUGGCGUAUCUGUGGCGCUGGACGCGUGUGAACGGAAAACGGAUUUUUCAUGCUGGUAAAAUCGCUUGUCAAACACCUGAACACAUGAAGGGUAGAAAUAUCAGUGAAAUUGCUGCCACAGAGCUCGGUAUCAGGGACUAAGAAAAUCAUCUAAUCAAAUAAAUACAUAUAUAGCUAUUUUGAAACCUUGUAAAUACUUUAAAAACCGUAAAAGAAGAAAUAUUUAUUUACAAAAUGAUUAGAAAUUCAUAUUUUUUGAUUGUAUUGUUAUAGUUUUAAAAAUUGUUGUUUUUUUUUUUUUAAUUUUUAAUUUCCUUUAGAGAACUAACUUAAUCCAAAUAGCCUAUUUUGAUACUUAUAUAUUUAAAGAAAGAAAGCCUGGUGUUGGUCAGCAGAGGGCGCUAAACUCUUAUCAAAAUAAUUAGAGGUACCUACUGCAUGUCUUGAGGGAAGUGUGGUUUCACACUUUUAUUUUUAAAUGUGUUCUCUUUUAUAACUGUUCUGUUUUGUUUCUGUUAUAUGUUUUUUUUUUUUUUUUUUUUUUUGUU